Arvicanthis niloticus (Nile rat) is the source of this 926-nucleotide messenger RNA. It is a transcript of the gene H4c2, whose product is annotated as H4 clustered histone 2. Lineage: Eukaryota; Metazoa; Chordata; Mammalia; Rodentia; Muridae. Gene Ontology annotation, cellular component: nucleosome. Gene Ontology annotation, molecular function: structural constituent of chromatin; DNA binding; protein heterodimerization activity. The record is from RefSeq and is a predicted model, not a curated record.
AUGUCUGGACGCGGUAAACAAGGAGGUAAGGCUCGUGCCAAAGCCAAGACCCGCUCCUCCCGGGCCGGCCUGCAGUUCCCCGUAGGCCGCGUGCACCGUCUGCUCCGCAAGGGCAACUACUCGGAGCGGGUGGGCGCCGGCGCCCCGGUGUACCUGGCGGCCGUGCUGGAGUACCUGACGGCCGAGAUCCUGGAGCUGGCGGGCAACGCGGCCCGCGACAACAAGAAGACGCGCAUCAUCCCGCGCCACCUGCAGCUGGCCAUCCUCAUGGCUCGCACUAAGCAGACCGCUCGCAAGUCCACCGGCGGCAAGGCCCCGCGCAAGCAGCUGGCCACCAAGGCCGCCCGCAAGAGCGCCCCGGCCACGGGCGGCGUGAAGAAGCCCCACCGCUACCGGCCCGGCACCGUGGCGCUGCGCGAGAUCCGGCGCUACCAGAAGUCGACCGAGCUGCUGAUCCGCAAGCUGCCGUUCCAGCGCCUGGUGCGCGAGAUCGCGCAGGACUUCAAGACCGACCUGCGCUUCCAGAGCUCUGCGGUCAUGGCCCUGCAGGAGGCGAGCGAGGCCUACCUUGUGGGUCUGUUUGAGGACACCAACCUGUGCGCCCAUUUAGCCAUGUCUGGUCGUGGUAAAGGCGGUAAAGGCUUGGGUAAAGGGGGCGCCAAGCGCCACCGCAAAGUCCUCCGGGACAACAUCCAGGGCAUCACCAAGCCCGCCAUCCGCCGCCUGGCCCGGCGCGGAGGAGUGAAGCGCAUCUCCGGCCUCAUCUACGAGGAGACCCGCGGUGUGCUGAAGGUGUUCCUGGAGAACGUGAUCCGCGACGCCGUCACCUACACGGAGCACGCCAAGCGCAAGACCGUCACCGCCAUGGACGUGGUCUACGCGCUCAAGCGCCAGGGCCGCACCCUCUAUGGCUUCGGCGGUUAAAC